AUGGACAAAAAACUGAAACUGAAACUGAACGGGAACAGAGGCGUGAUUGGUAUUUUACGCGGGUUCGAUCAGUUUUUAAAUUUAGUCUUGGACGAGUGCGUGAACGACUCGACGGCGGAGAAAACGCCGCUCGGGAUGGUCGUCGUGAGAGGCGCGAGCGUUUUAUCGAUGGAAGCGUUGGAGCACAUCGCGCCCGUGCAAAGGAAGUCUGUAAUGUAA
Molecule: messenger RNA, 219 nt
Organism: Bathycoccus prasinos
Lineage: Eukaryota; Viridiplantae; Chlorophyta; Mamiellophyceae; Mamiellales; Bathycoccaceae
Exons: 1
Coding region: 1-219 (72 amino acids)
Biological process (GO): spliceosomal snRNP assembly; mRNA splicing, via spliceosome
Cellular component (GO): U5 snRNP; U4 snRNP; U2-type prespliceosome
Molecular function (GO): RNA binding
Source: RefSeq, a predicted model, not a curated record